AACCCUUGUUCUCCAAGAGGAGUGAAGGAAUGAUCAGUCUGUCUACGAGGGCAGCGACGAUUAAACCGAUGGUCUUCAUCAUCAGUAUGUUUAAAUCCGAGGAAGGAGUGUGGCACAGCAUCCCGGAGUUCGACCUCCUUGCUCAAAACAUCACUGUCCCCGGAUUUUCUCCUAUAUUCCCAGAAGCUCACUGCACUCUCGACGGCUCGAUCUGCCAGCUUGUCACCGGCGAGGCAGAGAUCAAUGCCGCAUCCACCAUAUCCGCUCUCGUUCAUUCUUCAUCCUUCGACCUUACGACCACCUACUUUCUCAUCGCCGGAAUCGCAGGCAUCAACCCCAAGGUUUCUACCAUCGGAUCCGUUACCUUCGCGCGCUAUGCCGUCCAGGUUGCUCUGCAAUACGAGUUCGAUGCUCGCGAGAUACCUUCCGGUUGGUCGACAGGUUACUUCCCACAAGGUGCCUACGCCCCCGACCAGUACCCCCGUAACAUUUAUGGCACAGAGGUCUUCGAGGUCAACGAUGCUCUUCGCCAGCUCGCCAUCGGUUUCGCCAAAAUCGCCACCCUGGUGGAUUCCGACGCUGCCGGAAUAUCUCGUUCAAACUACGCGAAUGACUCUAUCUUCGCUGCUGCCAUACAACCUCCCUCCGUCGUCGCAUGCGACACCGCUACCUCCGACGUUUAUUGGACCGGCGCCUUGCUCGGGGAGGCAUUCGAGAAUACGACAGUCCUGUUUACGAACGGCACCGGGAGUUACUGCAGUAACCAGCAAGAGGACAAUGCACUUGAAUCCCUCUUACGCGCCACUAUUGCUGGCCUCGUCGAUUUCUCCCGUAUCAUCAUUAUGCGCACGGCGUCCGACUGGGAUCGCCCGUAUGAUGACCAGACCCCAUACGAUAACAUAUUCGGUGCCAAGCCGGGACAUGACAUUGCCGUGCAGAAUCUUUACGUCGCUGGGAUCAAGGUGAUCGAGGGAAUUUUGGAUGGAUGGUCUGAGACGUUUGAGCAGGGUGUGGUAGCACAAAACUACAUUGGCGAUAUCUUCGGGUCGCUGGGUGGUGAGCCGGACUUUGGACCAGGGAGUAUAUUUGGUAGUUCGGCCCCAACUACAAAGUAGCCGUCAGGCUGAAGGAUGAAGAAGUUUGGAGGGGGCACGGAAAGGUGAUAUAAGUGUAGGGGGACAGUACCUAGUUCUCUUCAGACUUCAGGCUCUUCUGCGAGCUGUCACAUACUCCUUUCAUUGAACCCCUCUUUUCUGCCAUUUUUUUUCUCUCCUCGUCUGUUUUGCCUGCCUCUUCUCCCACCUGUAUAUCAUUACCCUCGGACGCGUUUCCCGUUGGCAUGUUACUCUGCUUUGCGGGCUUUGGCUUUGUACCAGUGUAGACAUUGAACCUCCAAGUACCCGAUUCUUAGAAAAUUGUACAAUGAUA
Molecule: messenger RNA, 1428 nt
Organism: Stereum hirsutum FP-91666 SS1
Lineage: Eukaryota; Fungi; Basidiomycota; Agaricomycetes; Russulales; Stereaceae
Product: purine nucleoside permease
Exons: 3
Coding region: 30-1115 (361 amino acids)
Biological process (GO): transmembrane transport
Cellular component (GO): endoplasmic reticulum
Source: RefSeq, a predicted model, not a curated record